GCUGAUUUUCUGCAGCGCUUGGAUAUCUCUUGAGAAGAGAGUGGAAUUAACUGACAGUAGAACGUGGAAGAAUGUUGAUAGAGGUUAAGUUGCCGGUGGUGUAAUGUUGGUGUAAUACGUGUAAUAUUUGAAUUAUUGCUCUAUGCUGAGUAUAUAUUAGACGUAGCAGGUUUCAGCAGACUGGUAAACUGUAGUAUUUGAUGUUCUGAUUCAAUCCUUCAUAAGGGAUUAUCUCAUAUUUUACGAUUUCUGACACGAUAAUAUAAGUUCAGUAAAAUGACAGCAUUUGAAGAAAUGGGCGUUUUGCCGGAAAUCGGCAAAGCGGUGGAAGAAAUGGAUUGGAUGUUGCCUAUGGAUGUCCAAGCAGAAGCUAUCCCUCUCAUCUUAGGAGGUGGUGAUGUUCUUAUGGCAGCUGAGACUGGUAGUGGUAAGACAGGCGCUUUCUGUCUACCAAUCAUUCAAAUUGUUUGGGAAACAUUAAAAGAUUUAGAAGCUGGAAAAGGGAGCAAAGUCAUUGCACAGACAUCCCCUCAUUGGACCUUAAGUUUCUUUGACAGAGGCUCUGCUCUUGCUGUCACCCCUGAUGGGCUUCGUUGCCAGUCACGAGAGCAGAAAGAAUGGCAUGGGUGUCGAUGUACCAAAGGUGUGAGUGGUAAGGGCCGAUACUAUUAUGAAGCCACAGUAACUGAUGAAGGCCUAUGCCGUGUUGGUUGGUCUACAAACCAGGCCAACCUGGAUGUUGGAACAGAUAGAUUUGGUUUUGGAUUUGGUGGCACAGGAAAAAAGUCAAAUAAUAAACAGUUUGACAGCUAUGGUGAGGCAUUUGGCAUGCAUGAUGUCAUUGGGUGCUUUUUGGACCUGGAUAAUUGCGAAAUUAGCUUUUCAAAAAAUGGAACUCACUUGGGGAAAGCCUUUUCUGUUCCCCAGCAGCUGAAAAAUUCUGCAUUCUUCCCAUCUGUUGUACUGAAGAAUGCAGAGAUGUCUUUCAAUUUCGGAGUGCAGCCGUUCAAGCACCCACCUGAGAAGGAAUGGUUGGCUGUGUGUGAAGCCCCCAAAGAAAAUGUUCGGCAGAAUGAAAUAGGUAGCAGCGGCACUGCAGCUCCAGCAAAAGCCAUGAAGAAUGCUCCUCAAGCUAUCAUCAUUGAGCCAUCAAGAGAACUUGCUGAACAAACAUAUAACCAAAUCCUAAAAUUCAAGAAAUAUAUGGAGAAUCCAAAAGUGAAAGAUUUACUGGUGAUUGGAGGUGUUAAUGUAAAAGAUCAGAUUUCUGAACUUAAUUCAGGGGUAGAUAUUGUAGUUGGCACACCAGGUCGCUUAGAAGAUCUCAUAUCUGGUGGACACCUGUCCCUAACCCAGUGUCGCUUCUUUGUUCUGGAUGAAGCAGAUGGCUUGUUGAAACAAGGAUAUGGAGACAUGAUAGAUAGGCUUCAUCGUCAGAUUCCUAAAAUCACUAGUGAUGGCAGACGACUCCAAAUGAUUGUUUGUUCAGCAACAUUGCAUGCAUUUGAAGUAAAGAAGAUGGCGGAGCGAUUAAUGCACUUUCCAACAUGGGUGGAUUUGAAAGGUGAAGAUGCAGUGCCAGAGACUGUGCACCAUGUGGUAGUGAUGGUGGAUCCCCAGAAGGACUCCAGCUGGCAUAGUCUCCGCCGCCAUGUGCAGACUGAUGGAGUGCAUGCCAAGGACAAUGUUCGCCCAGGGAACAACACUGCUGAGACUUUGUCAGAAGCUGUGAAAAUGCUUAAAGGAGAAUAUUGUGUUAAAGCAAUUAAUGAGCACAAGAUGGAUCGUGCAAUCAUUUUCUGCCGCACAAAGUUGGACUGUGAUAACUUAGAGCGUUACCUCAAUCAAGUUGGUGGUCCUAAACUUGGAGGAGGUGCUCAUUCUCGAGGCAAUCAGUAUUCUUGUGUUUGUCUCCAUGGUGAUCGCAAACCACAGGAACGAAAAGCUAAUUUGGAGCGCUUCAAAAAGCAAGAAGUGAAAUUCCUUAUUUGCACUGAUGUAGCAGCUCGUGGUCUGGAUAUCACUGGUUUGCCUUUCAUGAUUAAUGUGACUCUGCCAGAUGAAAAGUCUAAUUAUGUGCAUCGUAUUGGUCGAGUCGGUCGAGCUGAACGCAUGGGCCUUGCUAUUUCUUUAGUCUCUUCAGUGCCUGAGAAGGUAUGGUAUCAUGGUGAAUGGUGUUCUUCUCGUGGACGUAACUGCUGGAAUACUCGCCUUACUGAUGAGGGUGGUUGUUGCAUUUGGUACAAUGAACCAAGAUUUCUGGCUGAAAUUGAAGAUCAUUUAAAUGUCACCAUUCAGCAAGUAGAGCCAGAUUUGAAAGUUCCUAUGGAUGAAUUUGAUGGUAAAGUGGUGUAUGGACAGAAACGGCAACAGAUGGGUUCUCAGUAUGAAAAUCAUGUGGCUCAAAUGGCUCCUGCUGUGAAAGACUUGGCCCAGUUAGAAAGUGAAGUACAGCUAAUGUACUUGAAACGACAAUUCAAGGGACGCAGUGCCUGAAUAAGAUUAUGUAGGGAUUCAACUACACAGUCUACAGAGCGUUGAAACACCUCUCGAUAUUAGAUAAGAGAGAUUCAAUGUGAUGCUAAGUAUUUGCAUUAUUUCAGAUUGUAAUUGAGAAAGUUCUUUGAAUUUCUGAGAGAAAUGGUUAAGUUGCUCUUAUUUAUCUUAUAUUAAUUUAUGGUUUAUAAUAUCUUCCAUGAAAAUAAGAGGUGAAAAUGAUAUUGACCUGCUAAUAAAGUUCAUGAAAUGAAAUAUACUCAUUUUAUUCUAAAUAGUUUUGUUCAACAGUCGAGUAAGUAAGAAUGUGCCAACCACACGUGAAAUGGGAACUACUUUUUGAAUUGAGGGUUCUUCAUAUGAAUAUCCUGAAAUAUUUUUAAAAUUUUCUGAAGAAUAGUUCCAAAUUAAAAAAAAGAAAAUGUUUGCUUCAAUAGAAUAAAAUCUCUACUUUCUC
Messenger RNA from Gryllus bimaculatus (two-spotted cricket), 2953 nucleotides. NCBI's taxonomy places the organism in Eukaryota, Metazoa, Arthropoda, Insecta, Orthoptera, Gryllidae. The record is from the annotation of a GenBank genome assembly.